AUGUCCCCGCUGCGCCCACUGCUGCUGGCCCUGGCCCUGGUGGCCGUCCCUGGCGUCCGAGGCGCCUGCCCGGAGCCCGCCGACCUCAAGAACGACGACGGGACGCGCACUUGCGCCAAGCUCUACGACAAGAGCGACCCCUACUAUGAGAACUGCUGCGGCGGCGCCGUGCUGUCGGUGGAGCCGGGCGCCGACCUGCCCUACCUGCCCUCUGACUGGUCGAACACCAUCUCGUCGAUCGUGGUGGCCCAGCGCUGCCAGCUCACUGUGUGGUCCACUCGCGGCAAGUCCGGCAAGACGCGCAAAUUCUCUGCCGGCACCUACCCGCGCCUGGAAGAGUACCGGCGCGGCAUCUUCGGGGACUGGUCCAACUCCAUCUCCGCGCUCUACUGCAGGUGCCGCCCGCCUUAG
This is a messenger RNA of Hippopotamus amphibius kiboko, 411 nucleotides long. RefSeq names its product syncollin-like. Gene Ontology annotation, cellular component: secretory granule membrane. The record is from RefSeq and is a predicted model, not a curated record. The transcript has a single exon. Lineage: Eukaryota; Metazoa; Chordata; Mammalia; Artiodactyla; Hippopotamidae. Gene Ontology annotation, biological process: exocytosis. The coding region runs from base 1 to 411 and encodes 136 amino acids.